GGAGCCGUGGACAACUGAGCUGGAACAACUGAGCGAAAACGGAUUGCUAAACCAAAACCAUAACCAUGGCGGACGAACAAGAAAUAAUGUGCAAAUUAGAAAAUAUCUUGGAAAUACGGAACAAGACGGUCCAGAUGCAGAAAAUCAAAUCUCGUCUUAAAGUUGAGUUUGAGGCUCUGGAGUCUGAGGAGAAGCAUCUGAAAGAGUACAAACAAGAGAUGGAUCUGCUUCUACAAGAGAAGAUGGCACACGUGGAGGAGCUGCGGCUCAUCCAUGCUGAUAUCAAUGUGAUGGAGAGCACCAUCAAGCAGUCGGAGAAUGACCUGAAUAAACUGCUAGAAACAACUCGCCGCCUACAUGAUGAGUACAAACCUCUGAAGGAGCAUGUCGAUGCCCUCAGGAUGACUCUCGGUCUGCACAGACUCCCGAACCUGAACGAAGAAGAGGAGAAGCUGUCCCUGGAUUACUUCGAGAAGCAGAAAGCGGAGUGGCAGAAGGAGCCGCAUGAGCCUGCCAUCCCAGAAUCCCUUGCAGCUGCUGCAGCAGCAGCACAACAGCUUCAGGUUUCCAGGAAGCAGGAUGCACGCCAGACAGCCACGUUCAGACAACAACCCCCACCGAUGAAGGCUUGCCUCUCCUGCCACCAGCAGAUUCAUCGUAAUGCUCCCAUCUGCCCAUUGUGCAAGGCCAAGAGCCGCUCCCGCAACCCAAAGAAGCCCAAGAGGAAGCCAGAUGAGUAGAUCGCCCUCUUCCCUCAGCCUCCGUUUGACUUAAAGGGACCUGGUCAGAUACACUGAUCUAAGAUCAGCCGUGUACAUCUCUAGAUAUGGCUGAAGUAACAGAGAAUUGCUUCAGGGUCAUUUCCACAAUUAGUCCCCACUUUAACAAACUGUCUUGGUACCUUUUUGCAUAAACUGUCGAGCUGAUCAAGUGUCUGUUAUUGUUCGUUCUGUUGUUUUUAUCAGUGCUUUGGAUGUGUUUGUCAUUGUAUGACGCCUGUAGUAGCUAACUAGCCUCUAACCAUGUAACUGCAAUAGUGCAAAAAGGACAUUGAUGAAAAUGUCCAGUCAUUUUUACCCAUGAUGCUUUUGUUCAUUCCCUUAGAUAUUGUACUGUACUGUGUAUAUUUUUAUGCAAUGCAUGCGUGUUUCUAUGGCUGUUCGUUGUGUAUUUUUGUGCCAUUAUUAAAAUUAAACAGGUUUAUUUGAAAAGUCAAAUAAAAAACAAUGUUGUUUUAAUGUUUACAGUAUUCACGUUUCCACAAACUGGAAAGAAAAAACCCCGCUCAUCUGCUCUGAAUGGUGUUGUUCUGUGUUCACUUUAAUACAGUGUUAGGGAAAUAAAUGGCUGUUUUGUUAUAA
This is a messenger RNA of Labrus mixtus (cuckoo wrasse), 1361 nucleotides long. It is a transcript of the gene zc4h2, whose product is annotated as zinc finger, C4H2 domain containing. Gene Ontology annotation, biological process: positive regulation of neuron differentiation. NCBI's taxonomy places the organism in Eukaryota, Metazoa, Chordata, Actinopteri, Labriformes, Labridae. The record is from RefSeq and is a predicted model, not a curated record. Gene Ontology annotation, cellular component: nucleus. The transcript has 6 exons. The coding region runs from base 66 to 740 and encodes 224 amino acids.